UUGAUUGGUGAAAAAGCAUGGGCUUAAAUGCGCGAAUUUAGCGGAGACUAUUGCGCGGGAAGGAAACGGGAAACUGGAGCCAGACGCCAGACUGCAGACUGGAGCUGGAGAUGACCCGAUAACCAAGAGAGCGGCUCCAUGGAUGAUAAUUGGAGAAAAAAGGGUGUAUUAUUUCCAAAAGCCAUUUAUCACAACAAAUUAUGGAAUUCCGUAUGCAGAAAGAACUGUUAAAUUAUUUAGCAGCUGAGGGAUUCCUUCAAGAUUUGGCAACUGCUGGUGUGAAGUACUUGCAAGCGAUUAGCGAUGUAAGAGCUAAAGGGCUGCUAGGCCCACCCUUGUGCUUUAGACCAGAAAUCAAUUUGACAAAGCUGGAGACUGUUUCAGAGUAUCUGUUCUUCAUUUUUACGAAGGAGCCUGCUCUGGUAGAAAAGCUCAUGCAACAGGUAGCAUUACAUGUUCUGAGGGAUUUUCUUGGUGGCAAAACCAUUCUGAGUGAGGCAGAUUUAGAGCAGAUUCACACGCCCCUGAGGUUAUGUUUUGAUGAAACCGAAAAUCUACACCUGGAGGACUCCUCCAAACUCCAGCUUGUCCUAAUCACAGGGGUCCUCUCAUCAUACUCAUCUUCUUCAAAUUACAUCCGCAGCAGUGUUUCGAGAUGCAAGGGCAAGGCUGGUACCUGUCCUGGGGCAGCGCCAAAGAGACAUCUUGGCGCGUGGAUUAGAGGUCGACUUUGCAAUUUUUGCAAUUCUGAAGAUAUUGAAGUGCCUGAGGAGCGUGACGUUGGAGAAGAAGUGAUCGGCACACUGCUUCCCUUAAGUGGAUUAGAUUGUUCUACAAAAGGAAAAACCAAAGCAAUCCGAGUCAUCUUCAGAGAUGACCUGUCUUCUGGGCUGCUGAUUGGAUGCUCUGUUCAAAUAUUGUGCAGACCGGUUGCUGUGCAGAGAUCGCCAAAUCUAGCCUUUCUUGCGUGCUCAAGGCCUGUGAGCGCUGCUUUGCCGCAAAAAAUCGCAAUUUCCGAUCCGCUAAAAGAUUUGUAUGCACAAUAUGAGAGCUCUCCUUGGGCUGCUGUUGCUGCUCUGUCGAUGCACCUGGGGAAAGAAAUCCUUCCACAGGGAUGCCUGUUCAACGCCAGAAUGGGCAUGCUUUUGAGCAUGGCAUCUCAGGGUUCGCACAGGCCGCUGCCUCUCUUCAUACUUGGUCGAGAAAAUAUACUCGCGUCGAAAGUUAUGGAGUCGGCAGCAAAACUUGCACCAAGGAGCGUUUUCCACAGCUGUCAAAAUGCAACCAGUGGAAUUGCUAAAAAGUCUGAAGAGGAUAAGGUGGAUCAUUUCAUUGAAGCCGGAUCACUGGUUCUGGCUUCUUGGGGAGUUUGUUUUGUUGGGGAAUGGACCGGGUUGAAGAAAGAAGCCAGGACUGAAAUUUUGAGUGCCAUUGAAAAGGGCGUUGCAACAAUUAAGUUGCCAAACAAUUUACUGGAGUUCCCCAUGAAAGCGUCUGUGUGGACUUACUGCCAUCACUUGGACAAAAAGCUUAUGAAACCAGUUAUUGAUGUUUUUGGGUUGCCUAUAACAGUGGACACGACUGACGAGGAAAACUUCUAUCUGGCUGAUUACAUUUUGAGAAAAGCUCUAAGCGUAAGGGAAAUCGUAUUGGAUGAACCAUUGUCAGAAGCAGAUUUAAAAUUGCAAAUUGCAUCAGUUGCUUCUAAAAAAGUGAAAGUAACUGAGGAAGCAGGCAAUUUGAUCAGAAACUACUUCGUAGCAAGCAGGAGAGCCAGAGCAAAUGGAGGGAGCUCAACUGAGCAGUGCUUGCCAAUUGGAGCUGUGCAAAAUCUGACCACCAUGGCUGAAGCCCAUGCUCGGCUUUCGCUUCGUUCAGAAGCGCUUGUUGAAGAUGCGAUCGUGGCCAUUGUAAUUUACGAGCAGACAAUGGUUUCUUUGUAUGGAUCUACGUUUAAUUCUCCCCCAGCAUGCAACCUUGGAGUAAACCUGACCUUCUCGAACAUUCAUCAAGCAGUUGAUGACUACAUGAAUUCAAUGAAGGACUGGGUUCAUAAUUAUGUCAGUUCUUUGCUUGGCAUUGAAGAAUAAAUGAAUUGAACUUUA
Messenger RNA from Cloeon dipterum, 2105 nucleotides. Its product is annotated as minichromosome maintenance domain-containing protein 2-like. The transcript is spliced from 11 exons. The coding region runs from base 201 to 2090 and encodes 629 amino acids. The record is from RefSeq and is a predicted model, not a curated record. Gene Ontology annotation, biological process: double-strand break repair via break-induced replication. Gene Ontology annotation, molecular function: ATP binding; DNA binding; single-stranded DNA helicase activity. Lineage: Eukaryota; Metazoa; Arthropoda; Insecta; Ephemeroptera; Baetidae.